GCAAGAACCAAAAAGGAGACUGUGCUUGAUAUGUUGUGAUGCUAUGGAUGGAUUUCUUUGGGGCAUCUUCAAGGAGGGUACCUGUAUCGGUCACGAACCAGAAAAGAGGCACCCUCUUAUCUAAACCCGGCCCUGUUAAGGGUUACCAGUAUAUAAUCAUCAUCCUUUCUCCAUCGUGUCCUCAGUACAUCGGACAGCACAACGCAUCAAUGGACAGGACAGCAGAGUUUAAGGCUGCGGUGAAUUCGCUGCUGAACCGAGGCCACAUCCAGACACGCCAACAACAUCAUUACAGCAAUGUCAACAGUUCUGCGCGCAAAGGAAAGGAAGCGGCGGCCUAUGCGGAGUUCUCGCGACUGGCGGUUUCUAUAGGAAAAGACAUCGCGGAGACUUCUAUCAAGCUGCAAAAGUUGACCAAACUGGUCAAGCGAAAAGCACUCUUUGACGACCGGCCUGUCGAGAUCUCGGAACUUACGUACGUGAUCAAGCAAGACCUCUCUCGACUCAACAGCCAAAUCCUUGCUCUCCAACAACAUGUACGGGCCACAGCCGCGAAGGCCAACCGAUUAGCACGUCAGAUGGAUGAGCAUUCGACCAACUUGGUCAUUAUUUUGCAGUCAAGGCUUGCCAACAUUAGCAUGGGUUUCAAGGAAGCACUGGAGAUCAGGACAGAGAGCAUGCAAAUGACAAAAAAGAGACAGGAUCAGCUUUUGGGUUCUGGUCAAGGCCAUCCUUCGCAACUCCAGCAGCAACAUCAGCAACUAGGACCAGGGAUGACGCAGCAGAAAACGCUACAAUUGCCACAGACAAGCAUACUUUCAUCACUCCGCAAAACAACAAAUUCGCCACUCGGUCUCGUCCCCACAUCGGCUUCGCCAUCCCAACUCCCUCAUCAGUACGACAACAGUAUACCCCACAAUGAUAGGACUUCACCAUUCAUACAGCCGUCAUCCAGUCGUGCAUCCCCGUCGCCAGCUUCGUAUCCGCAGCAACAGCAGUAUUCCAAUGGAGCGUCGGACGUUGACCCAUACGGCAGCAGUGUUCAUAGGAGGAAAGGAAUCAACGGCAGAGCAGACAACUUUCAUGGGCAAUACGAAGAUGAUUCGGAGGCCGCUGGUCCAGCAUCUAUGCUAUUUCAACAACAGCAGCAAGCACCGCACGUCGAUCAGUAUACUCAAAAUCGAUCGACUGCAAUUGAGGCAGUGGAGUCAACUCUUCAGGAACUUGGCGGUAUCUUCCAGCAAUUAGCACAAAUGGUUGCGGAACAACGCGAUACGGUUCAAAGGAUUGAAGCAAACACAGAUGAUAUCGAACUUAAUAUCAGCGAGGCACAGAACCAACUCCUGCGAUAUUAUCGCAAUAUCUCGUCGGACCGGUGGCUCAUGAUUAAGAUCUUCUUGACCAUCAUCUUUGUGUUCCUGGUCGUCUCGCUGGUUUCGUAGACCACAGGAAGUUUCUCGUGUUGUUCUGAAAAAUAAUAUAGAAAUGACUAAAAAGGAAAGUGUGUUUGGCGGUUCCUGAACGAGUGACGGACACUACGCAGAAUAGAAAGAGCGGUGCCCACGAUAGCCUCUUGUUUUCUUAUUUUUUUUUCUUCUGCUAUGUUUAUUGUCCAUUCUCAAUACACUUAAUCCACUGACCCCUUUGAUCCACGUCUCGUUGUACACUCAAUACCUGGAGCAACUUUACAAAUCUCUUUGCAUAAGUCGUAACACACGCGCUCAAAUAUGGCCCUUUGGCACUGUCAGUCUGAAGGCACCUGGGUACUCUUCACUCAUGUCGAUUCAAGAUGCAGAAUUCAUUCCUUUUCGAAUGAGAAUCAGACCACGUUGGAG
Messenger RNA from Gamsiella multidivaricata, 1835 nucleotides. RefSeq lists its product as uncharacterized. The transcript has 6 exons. Lineage: Eukaryota; Fungi; Mortierellomycota; Mortierellomycetes; Mortierellales; Mortierellaceae. The record is from RefSeq and is a predicted model, not a curated record. Gene Ontology annotation, biological process: vesicle fusion; intracellular protein transport; endoplasmic reticulum to Golgi vesicle-mediated transport. Gene Ontology annotation, molecular function: SNARE binding; SNAP receptor activity. Bases 39 to 1442 code for a protein of 467 amino acids. Gene Ontology annotation, cellular component: SNARE complex; endomembrane system; Golgi membrane.